CAGUAUAAAGGAUUUAAUGUCUAAAUCACGUCGUAUUCCUUUUUUUGACCGCCACUGUAAGCUUUUUUGUAAAAAAAAAAAACACUCGCACUAAUAACUCGAUCACUCGGGCUAACGUUCUGUCACACACGAUCAAUCCUAUCGUUAUCUCACAAACACAUUUACCACCAUUACAGCACCGGAUGGCUGGCACGCAUCAUUUUAUCGGCUACAGUUAUCAUCGUACUUAUUCAUUUCGUCCGUCCUAGUCAGUUUUUGUAGGACACAAAGAUUAAAAAACCCGCAUUUUACCUCUUCCUCUUGUGUGUACUAGCCUGUCCGUGAAGACAAAGCUAAGUGAAUAUGGCAUUCGCGGUAAAGAAGCGCACCAACAACCGGCUGAACGAGAUCGAAAAGCUUCAACAGCCGGCGAACUUUUUGCCCAAUUCCUACGGUGAUCGAUUUAUUCCCCGUCGAUACGCACUGUCCCGAUCGAGCCGGUUCAAGGCGGAAAGCAUGCCGGAACAGAAAACGGAUCCAAUGGUGAUGAAGGAGAUGCCUGGCUACUGGCGUACCCAUCGCUAUUCGAGCGUGCUGAAAAGCCAGCUCGGGCUGGUCUCGACGCACGAUAAGAUACUGUCCUUCCGCGAUAGCACCAGCCGGCAGGUUUGCAAACGGCUCGCCAACAAGCGCCCGCUAGAGUGCAUCGUCCGCCCCACGUACAGCAACCAGCAGAAGCUGGACUGGAGCUGCCAUCCGCGCACCAAACCGAUCGGGUUCAUCGAAGCCGUGCACGAUCUGCCCAACAUCAAGACGUACUAUCACAAAAUCAUCGACUGGUCCGCGGCCGGGCAGAUUGCGGCAAUCUUCAGCAAAAAGCUCGUCAUCUGGACGCCCAACACGGACGAGAUCAUUGGGCUGGGGGCCCAGUACGCGACGUCGAUCGCGUUCGAGCCGGCGGGCACCCGGCUGGCCAUGGGCAUUUUUAUGAUGAACCGACCGUGGCUGAACAUCUUCGACGACCCGGCCAGGCCGCAGUCGGAGCGGCACGGCUCGCUCAAGAUGCUCGACCCGCUGGACCACCCGAUCAGCUGUCUGACCUGGGACGGUAGCGGACUGUACGUGCUGUGCGGGUUUGGCAAUGGUCAGAUUUCGAUCGUACGCAUCCGGCCGGCGGCCAACAUUAACCAGUGCGAAAGCAAGUACUGCGUGCACAAGGGUUCGAUCAUCGCGAUCAAGUUCUCGUGCGGGUGCCGGUACAUGGCGACCGCGGACGAUCUCGGCCAGCUGUACCUGUGGCACUGGAGCGCCGGCAACCUAACGCCCAUUACCAACUGGGACAGCUCGAUGUGCGCCUUCUUCGACUGGCAUCCGUGGCGCGAGGAUGAGAUUGUGAUCGCCGACAGCGAACCGAUCCUGAUCGCACUGUACCACGUCCCGAGCCGCCAGGUGCUGUCGUACUAUCAACGGCGCGAGAGUGAUUGUAUCUUGACGACGCUUUCGUUCAACAAGCUUUCCGGCGAGCUGGUCGUGUGCUACUCCUUCACCGAUCUCAGCAAACCACCCGAAAUACUUGUUCUCGCGUCGAUGGAUCGCGUGGUGGAUGUGAUGCGCAAUCACGAUGACUGCAUCGUACACCUCCUGUGGAGUCCGGAUGGAAAGCAACUGGCAAGUGUAGGGUAUGAUGAAACGCUCACGAUUUGGAACUUCUUCGGUACCUCACCCACAAACGAAUGCAAGAAGAGGAAGCUGCAAUGCGAACCGCCGGUCAGUAGCGGUAGCUCACGGACCGAUGGAAGAGCGUGUGGGAAUGCUGGCAGUUCCUGGGACGCAUCUCGCAUCCCGUGUAACCGUAACAAAGAAGCCACCUAUCGUGAUCUGGCCUCGAGUUUUCUUUUCAAGGCAAUGCGCUGAUGCUGCUCAGUAUACGCUGCCCGUAGAGUCUAACAGGAAAAGCAAAGGAACAGAAGUCCCCUUGAUGGAGUCAACGGGCAUCGAAUGCGAGUAGGUAAUUAAAUUAGAGACAUAAAUAAUUGCAUAGGGAGGAAGGAAAUGAAGACAAUCUUUUUCCACCUACACUCCGGAGAAGAUGAGGCAAGAUAGGGGACACAUUCGGACUGAGUUUGUUUACAGGCUGCUGGGCGGCCUUUCGAUAACACAGCAGAGCAGAUAGAAUGCAAACGUUGUAUAGGCAUAGGUCCGAUAUUAUAGUCGUUCCAGUUUGUUUAUUUAUUUUAUAUUUAAAGUUCAUUGUAAAGUUCAUAAACCAUCAAGAAGUUUGUUAAAUCAUUUUACCGAGGCCUUCGUGCUUUAAACUCAUCAAAUGUGAUCAUAAGACUAGUUCUUUAUUAUUUCAUUUGUCUGGCGCAACUAGCACAAGCCUAUUAAAACAUUGUUAGCAACAAGUGACCUUUUGAGUAGAAAAAAUUAGUCCCGAACAACCGUGUAAUAUUUUCAUACAUACUGAACAGGUUGUCGUUUCGCGUCCACUGCUGUGCGGUCGUGCGACAGCCUGAGCGGGAUAAAACCUCGCACUCGGAACCACGAAGGUGCAGCAUGUUAAGCUGCUGGCAAACGUAUUUUGUACACCUGACAGCAACAUGCCAAGCGGAUCUGCCACCGUGCACACUCCCCCAUCCAUGGUGUCCGUAUAAUCAAUUAGUAAAACUUCUACUCCCGUAACCUGUCAACUUUAAUCCAAACUCUACAUACUCAUAUUUGUGAGGGACUUUUUCGCACAAUGUCACCGUGAACAGCAAACGGUAGGACAUUUCUUUUCAUUUGUUGAUUUGUGUAUUUGUCAUUUAGUGUCUUGCACAGGUUUUCUGAGUUGUUGAGGUUAAACAAUAUUUGGUAUAUUUUGUAGCAUUUUUAUCGUUUGGUUUAUAGGCAUGUACAGAUAUUGAGAAAGUAGGUAGCUCACGUGACCUGAGCGGUCGUUCAGAAGCAUACAAAUUCAGCUUUUCUUACAGGUAGGGAGAGCCUAUGUCGCCGCGUGUCUCAAGAGUUUGUCCGACUACAAAUCCCAACAUCCUAUUGUAUAAUGAUGAAUCAAGGAUUACAUCAAGAUCCCUGACUGAUGACAAGCGAGACAACUUGUGACUGUGUAAUGAGUACUCAAAGUUUAAAGGUAUUCGUUGUCUGCUGAAUGUAAUUGAGCUAUAUUUAUCCACACAGAGGCUUAGUUGGUUUGCUAAUAUGAUUUAACAUGAUUUGAACGACUUUAUUGAUACGAACAUCA
Messenger RNA from Anopheles coluzzii, 3220 nucleotides. It is a transcript of the gene cort, whose product is annotated as protein cortex. Lineage: Eukaryota; Metazoa; Arthropoda; Insecta; Diptera; Culicidae. Gene Ontology annotation, molecular function: ubiquitin ligase activator activity; anaphase-promoting complex binding; protein binding. The coding region runs from base 343 to 1893 and encodes 516 amino acids. Gene Ontology annotation, biological process: positive regulation of anaphase-promoting complex-dependent catabolic process; positive regulation of ubiquitin protein ligase activity; anaphase-promoting complex-dependent catabolic process. The record is from RefSeq and is a predicted model, not a curated record. Gene Ontology annotation, cellular component: anaphase-promoting complex. The transcript is spliced from 6 exons.